This is a messenger RNA of Guillardia theta CCMP2712, 681 nucleotides long. RefSeq lists its product as hypothetical. Gene Ontology annotation, molecular function: monoatomic ion channel activity. The record is from RefSeq and is a predicted model, not a curated record. Bases 1 to 681 code for a protein of 226 amino acids. The transcript has a single exon. NCBI's taxonomy places the organism in Eukaryota, Cryptophyceae, Pyrenomonadales, Geminigeraceae. Gene Ontology annotation, biological process: transmembrane transport; monoatomic ion transport. Gene Ontology annotation, cellular component: membrane.
AUGAUGCUGUCGCGAAUGCGGCGGAGGAGCGCGGGGGAGGAGGAGGAGCGGAGGGGCAGAGAGACAGAAGAGCACGCGUGGAGACUGUCAUGUGACCAGCACUCGAGGAUCCUGAUCGAAGUGGCAGCGCAUGUCGCCUCCAUCUACACCCUCCUGGUGGAGCUGUACGCCGUGACUUUCGAUGUCCGGCCGCUGGCGACGUGGGUCAUCGUCUUCUCGUGCAUGGCCGACUCCAUGCUGUCCGUCGACUUCAUCGUCAGCUUCUUCACGAGCUACUGGUGGCUGUCGGGCGAGGGGGUGUGGAAGCAGGAGUUCGACCUCUCCAGGAUCAGCUGGCGGUACCUGACUGGCUCCUUCCUCAUUGACGUCUGGAGCAUCUUUCCCGCACAGCUCCUGCUCAAGGUCGUCGACCCUCUCGGCAUCAUGGAGGACCCAGGCAUCUCCAUCAUCCGCGUCCUCGAGGUGCUCAAGUGCCUCCGCUCCCUGCGAGCGUUCAAGCAGAUCCACACCUUCCAGCACGCCACCGUCAUUCACUCCAAGCGCGUCGAGAGCCUCUCAGCCGUGGUCCUCUUCCUCCUCCUCUGCCACUCUCUCGCCUGCAUCUGGUUUUGGUUCGCCAGGGAGGAGGCCAAGGGCUCCACCCCGAGCUUCUUCAACAGAGACACCUGCACCAACCGGUAG